Molecule: messenger RNA, 783 nt
Organism: Alnus glutinosa
Lineage: Eukaryota; Viridiplantae; Streptophyta; Magnoliopsida; Fagales; Betulaceae
Exons: 4
Coding region: 1-783 (260 amino acids)
Source: RefSeq, a predicted model, not a curated record
AUGGCUUCUUCAAGGAAAUGGGCAUGGAUCAUAUCUUCUGUUGCUUCUUGCAUAUAUUUCCAUGUCAUUAUCUUUCAAAUUCCACUUUUCAGAGUGCCUUGUAUAAGCGGUUUAUGUAGAACACCCAUACAAGUGACAUGCUCACAAUUGAUUGCGAGUGAAGUGUUUCCUACAGUUGUGGUGAAGGCUCUCCUGUAUCCAGGGGCCAUUGCAAAUGCUUUGUUUAAGAAUAGAAGCAUCCCAAACUACAACAACUUGCUCAACUUAUAUCACUUCACCAAUCUGACGACACCUCCUGCUGCAACAUCUGAUCUUCAGCGCAUAGAGGUUAGUACGUUGUAUAUUCAAACAUUUUCCUCGAGAGUAGAUUUAAACUCUUCAUUUCGACAACCACCAUCGGAAUCGCCGGAUUUUGGCGGACUAGAUUCUGGCCAGUUACUAGUACAGCCGGAAUUUGGAGACGACGGCCGGACGUCGCCGGAUUCGGUUUUACGCUGGUGUUACUUAUCCAUUGCUGGAGCAAUUUUGGGUGUGAUAAAAAGAAGCAGAAUGAGCCUCAUUGCAACACUGCUUAUCCUAUGGGGCCUUGUGAAGGAAGCCACUACUAGAAAAUCUAGUGACACAAAUCCAAUGAAACCCAUUGAUAUUUACCCAACAAUGUCAGUAGCUCUCCUUUCUGCCUUCUUAUCCAUAAGAAGGGAUGUUAGAAAGCUAGUUCGAAGCUACAUAGGUAAGAGAAACACAAAACAUUCAUGGACUCAUUUGGAAGCAAAACCUUUGUGA